AUGGCGUCGCAGAUUCCCUACGAGACAUACCAGGCCUCGGCCACCUAUCUGAAGUCGCAAAUCGGCGACUUUGCCCCCACCAUUGGCAUCAUCUGUGGCAGCGGUCUCGGCACGCUGGCUGACACGCUUGAGGGCUCGGUCACCACCAUCCAGUACAACGACAUCCCAGGCUUUGUCAAGAGCACUGUCGAGGGCCACAAGGGGCAGCUUGUGUUUGGCACGCUGGCUGGCAAGUCCGUCGGCUACUCGGUGCAGCAGGCGACCUUCCCCGUGCGCGUCUUCCACCUGCUGGGCGUCAAGACCCUCCUGGUGACAAUGCGCCGGCGGCGCCAGAACGCGCUCAUCGGCCCCAAUAUCCCCGAGUUCGGCGUCCGCUUCCCGUCAAUUUCGGAUCUCUACACACCCAGCCUGCGCCGCACAGCUGCCAAGGCGUUCCUGCAGAACAAGCGGCUUAGGGAGGAGCGCGGGUUCCGCGUCCACGAGGGCAUCUACGCGUGGUGCUUUGGCCCGUGCUUCGAGUCGCGCGCCGAGCUGCGCGCGCUGAAGACCCUGGGCGCCGAUCUCGUCGGCAUGAGCACUGUCCCCGAGGCCGUUGUCGCCAAGCACUGCGGCAUGGAGGUGCUGGCCAUGUCGCUGGUCACAAACAAGUGCGUGGAUCGCAAGGAGCCCGACACCAUCGCGUCCGUGGAGGCCGAGCUGCGCGGAGAGACCCUGGAGGUUGUCCAGGAGGUGUUCCCGCACCACGAGGAGGUCAUGGCCGCCGCUGCUGCGCGCACCCCCGACAUCCAGGAGUUUGUUCGCUCGGUUAUUCGCGAUAUUUAGACGCUAUUUAUUAGGACACAAAUGAACUAUAUACAGCAUACUGCCGCUUGCCUUGCUUACUACAGAGAUACGACGUGAGGACUGUGAGCAAAUGUGCGUUUCGAAUUCACAUGGCACAGGGUUUCCAGCGUGCUCUCAGGAAUAAAAUCGGUAUGGUUAUCAACCUUCAGCAAGCACGCAGAAGCGCACCCACUGUCUGACUGACGUGCAAAUGUAUAAGGAGUAUCAUCACCGAGCCAAGGACGUGACUGUGCACCAAUUGAAACCUACCCUUGCGAUUGAGAAUUCGCCAGCUAAAAAAUGAGAGCAGAGGAGACAAGGAUGCAG
Linderina pennispora is the source of this 1149-nucleotide messenger RNA. Its product is annotated as inosine guanosine and. Gene Ontology annotation, cellular component: cytoplasm. Bases 1 to 822 code for a protein of 273 amino acids. The record is from RefSeq and is a predicted model, not a curated record. Gene Ontology annotation, biological process: nucleoside metabolic process. Gene Ontology annotation, molecular function: purine-nucleoside phosphorylase activity. NCBI's taxonomy places the organism in Eukaryota, Fungi, Kickxellomycota, Kickxellomycetes, Kickxellales, Kickxellaceae. The transcript has 3 exons.